AUGGUAACGUCUCUGCAAAAUGGUCUGCUGUCGGGAGCCACAGCAGUUUUCGCCUGGGCUACAAACGUCUACAACUGUGGAUUCCUCAAUGACUUCUUCAUGGUGACUCCUAAUUCGACAAUUGCGCAGCGUAAUAUUGACCUCCUGCAGACGCUCAUGGAGGUCAUUCACCAAAAUCUUUUUCUCGGAGGCCGACAUAACUUGGAGGUCUACCGGUGGCUCCCCGCUGAGCUUCAGGAUGGCAAUGGGUACUCUCAACAAGUAGCAAUUCUAACCGGUGUCACGGUCCUCUUUGCCCUCCUCCUCCUUCUCCUCCCUCUUGCCCUCGUUACUGUGAGCUGCAACUGUCCAUGCUGUUGUAAGAGGGAUAGGAAUGUUGAUGGAAAACUCACAAAACAUAUGGCUGCUCAGAGAUCUUUGCCUCAAGACAAAGAGAUCCACCAUGACCCUUACCUCCUGGAAAAACUCCACACUCAGGCCCUCAAAUCGAGCAAAUCCUUCGAAAAAAACGUUGACAAGCUCCUCAUCUGCCAUGUGGCAGUUUUUGUCUUCACUUUUGUGCUUCUUCUUGUUCUCAUGGUAAUGAUUUGCAUCCUCUUUGAUACCGGCCACCUUGUCAUUGAUAUGCUGGCGGAAAAUCGGUCCACAUCCACUCCUGCAACCUUCAACCCCGACAACUUCAACUUGCUCGGUGGUCUAAACUAUGUCUUUGCCCAGACUCUCGAUUUUCUGAUAUCCGGUACCGCCUCUGGAAACGCCUCUACCGCUAACUUUUUGGUUCGAGUCAACUCGACGUUCAUGACUCUUUUGGAAGGUCGCGUAGCAGUUGCGGUAGACAGUUUACUGGAGAAGUAUGGCGUUCAACAGCUUGUACAGACUGGAAACCACUUACAAAGUGCCUUGAAUGUUGUCAAAGCCAAUAUGGAGAGUAUUCGAUUGAACAAUCAAAAGGUCAGCUCGGAUAUCUCCAAUCUGGUUGGUCAGUUUAAGGUCCAUCAUGACCUUAUUGUGGCCGAUCUUAAAAACGCGUGUACAAUCAACCUGGGAGUUGAAAUAGCAGCACUAUGCACCAGUCUUCAGAACCGCACUUCAAUCCUCCUGCUUCAAUUCAACGCCUCCGCAAUCAAAGUUGACCCGCCUGCAGUGUUGAAUUUCGUCUUCACCCAGCUGGGAAUAGACCUCUCCGCGAUCCUUGAUCAAUUUAGUCAGUUCACUUCAAAGAUCCUCGAGGUUAAAGAUCAAAUUCUCGCCAAAGUUGCCACCUUACUUGACCUCCAUUCCUUCUUUUCUUCGCUUAUUCAAGUUUGGAACGCUGUGGCAAACGAAACUACGGCGUUAAAUGUCACUUUUACUAAACUUACCGGACAGGUGGAGCAAGGCAUCGGAACUGUUCGACCCUAUAUAUAUGCCAUGGUCUACAUACCGAUUACUAUCUUUCUGGGUAUCCUUCUUGCAUAUUUAAUCAUUGCAGUGCUCUACGUCCUGGAGGCUAAGAAUACAAAACUCUUCUAUAUGGAUGGCAAUGUUGCUAUCACCUCAUCACACGUCUGCAGCAAUCGUUGCAGCCUCAUUCACGCCGUCCUCUUCACCGUCUUCCUCACUGUGGCCAGUAUUUUCAUUAUCAUUGCCCUACCUACCUGCGUCCUCCUUGUCAGCGAUGGUUGUGCUUACCUAACGGACCAGCGUGGAGUUGGGCAGUCGGAUUACGUGCUCAACUCCUUUGUGGCUUCUGAAUUGUGGCUAUCAGUGGUAAGACAAGUGCAAACUUUGAUGAGAGGCUCGGUUAAUGGGUUUCUCGUACUCCCGCCACCCACAAAUAUCAUCAACGCUACAACAGUACUCUGUGGAAGAGAAACACGUAGUGCCCAGAUGGGACUCCUGGGAGCUGUUGGAUGGAGGUCUUUAAUCAACAUAUCUGCCCUCUUAAGUACCAAGGAGGUGACAGAUAAAAUUAAUAAUGGGGAGAACACAAUUAAAAAUGAGAUCAUCAAACUGAAUUUGGCUAGUCUCAUUCCAAAGGACUUGGAUAAAAUCGUGAUCACGGCGCAGAAUCUGACCCAGUACUUCGACAACAUUAACUAUCAGAUUUUCAACAAUAAUACAGCCCUCCUUGCUCCAGUAUCUCAAGUCUAUUGGCAGUUGGUAAAUGCGUUCAAGGUGGAUCUUAAUGUCAAUCUCACUUCAGUGAUCGAGACAUUUGUGCAAGGUCUCUUUCCUUGUUCUCAACUAUACGCAGCCUCCGAUGCUCUGUUGACCAUGGUCUGCCGACAAAAUGGGGGGGUCGCCCGACUGUUCACUUGGUUCUACACACUGGCAAUUGCGGUGAUUAUCACAACAUUGCUUUGCUUUAAUGUAUAUUACCUCGGUUUUGUACAAUCGCAUCACUUCCGACGACUCCACUACAAGCAAUAUCAACCACACACCUCACCUUCACAGAAUCGAUAUGUCUCCAUGCCAUCUGGCAGGUAUGCUGCGCCACAAACUACGCAAAGCUCAUCGUCACCCUACUACCAAAUACCUCCCGGUCAGGCACAGCAACAGCAAAAUUUCCGACUGACAGCACCUAUUCCAGCCAUCUACGAGUAUACCGAUCGACGUGGAUUCGAUCUUGGGGACUUUAAGUUUGCUGAACUCUCGGGAUUAAGUGGUUCAAUCCCGGAAAGUGAUGACAAUUCGGAGCAUGAAGCUUCCAGUUAUCAGCCUGUGCCGCUGCCGAGGAGUGGCAGGCGAUAUUCACAAUCUAAAUUUUACGAGGAACAAAAGGAACAGGAAGGAGAACAAGAACAAGAGCAAGAGCGGCACGAAGAAGAGGGAAUAGAGGCAAAACAAGAUGAAGAAAAACUGAAAGCAGAUACGAAAGAAGAGGAGUCACAGCACCAGAUCUCUGACCAUGAUAUUUAA
Messenger RNA from Echinococcus granulosus, 2901 nucleotides. RefSeq lists its product as hypothetical. Lineage: Eukaryota; Metazoa; Platyhelminthes; Cestoda; Cyclophyllidea; Taeniidae. The transcript is spliced from 8 exons. Bases 1 to 2901 code for a protein of 966 amino acids. The record is from RefSeq and is a predicted model, not a curated record.